Hydractinia symbiolongicarpus is the source of this 1695-nucleotide messenger RNA. RefSeq names its product dipeptidyl peptidase 2-like. The transcript has 8 exons. The record is from RefSeq and is a predicted model, not a curated record. Bases 33 to 1505 code for a protein of 490 amino acids. Gene Ontology annotation, biological process: proteolysis. Lineage: Eukaryota; Metazoa; Cnidaria; Hydrozoa; Anthoathecata; Hydractiniidae. Gene Ontology annotation, molecular function: serine-type exopeptidase activity; dipeptidyl-peptidase activity.
AAAUUUUUAUUUUACAAAAUUUUUAAGGAAAAAUGAAGUUCAUUUGGUUUAGCAUCCUGUUUGUGCAAUGCAGUGGUAGUUUCUCAUACUUGAUUCAUGACAAAUCUACUGAGCAAUACGAAGAAAAGUUUUUUGAUCAGUAUAUUGACCAUUUUAAUUACCUUGGCCAAGCUGGUGCGAAUGGAAUGUACAAACAAAGAUACCUAAUUUCAGAUAAAUAUUGGACAAAAGGAUCUGGGCCAGUGCUGUUUUAUACUGGAAACGAAGGGGACAUAGUCAAUUUUUGGGUUAACACUGGCUUUGUUUUUGAACUGGCACAAAAGUUGAAAGGACUGGUUGUAUUUGGAGAACAUCGUUAUUAUGGAAAGUCUUUGCCAUUUGGAAAUGUCUCACUUACACCAGAAUAUAUUGGUUUUUUGAGUAUGGAACAAGCGCUGGCUGAUUAUGCAGUUUUGGUCAAGUUUGUUCAAAAAGAUAUGGGAGCUCAAAAUUGUUCUGUUUUCUCAUUUGGUGGAAGCUAUGGUGGACUUUUGACUGGAUACAUGCGAUACAAAUAUCCUCACAUCAUCUCUGGUGGAGUAGCAAGUAGUGCUCCGUUUUUUACUAUUGCUGGCAAUCGACCAAGAUCAGAGUUUUUUGAAGCUGUAACUGAGACCUUUCGUAAAUCUGAUCCCAGCUGUCCAGCAAGUGUCCAAGAAGGCUUCUCAGCAUUAAUGGACCUUUUUAAUGCUGGAGCAGAAGGUCUUACAAAAAUAGAAGAGACUUUUCACCUCUGUCCAGGUCAAUUCUCAAAGAAAUAUAUUGAGAAAAAUGUACUGGCUUGGGCAAGAAAUGCUUUCACAUUACUUGCAAUGGUAGAUUAUCCAUAUCCAGCAAAGUUUAUGGCAGAUCUACCUGGACACCCUGUCAAUCUUGCUUGUUCUUAUAUGACUGGCAAAGACAAACUUGCUGGAUUGGCAAAUAUCACUCAAUUGUUGUAUGGAUCAAAGGUCUCGUGUCAUGAUACUUAUAGUGAAUAUGUGGCUUGCUCUGAUCCAACAGGUUGUGGUACUGGCCCUGAUGCUCCUCCAUGGGAUUAUCAGGCAUGCACAGAAAUGAUUUUACCUGGUGGCAGUAACAAUAAAACAGAUAUGUUUCCUCCUCUUGAUUUCACUUUGGAUAUGCGAAGACACUACUGUACAGGAAAAUGGGGGCUUGGAUAUUCACGAUUGGAUUGGAUCGGAACCAACUACUUCAAUUCUCCUAAUGAUGUUAAGAAGGCAUCACGCAUUAUAUUCCCAAAUGGUGAUUUAGACCCUUGGAUGCCUGGAGGUGUCCUUGAAAAUUUGUCUGAUUCUUUGAUUGCUGUUUUGGUUGUAGGUGGAGCACAUCAUUUGGAUCUAAGAGCAUCAAAUCCUGCUGACCCACCAUCUGUUAUUCAAGCCCGAGAAACCAUAACAAAAUAUAUUGUCCAGUGGAUGGCAGAAGAUGAAAUUUAUCGAAAGAAUAAACAGCAUUAUUUUUGAACAAAAUUUACUAUAUGGAACUGUCGUAAAAACUCUUAAUUAUGAGAAAUAUAAUCGUAAAAUAAAACACAAUUACGAAAUGUAUUCUUAGAUUUUCAUACAUUUGACACUAGUUGUAAUUAUAAUUUCCUAAUAUCUUUUGAAUUUUUGUAGUAAAUCUUCUUAUGAGAAAAAAAUGAAAGAAUUUGCA